Messenger RNA from Plasmodium relictum, 1089 nucleotides. Its product is annotated as Plasmodium exported protein (PHIST), unknown function. The coding region runs from base 1 to 1089 and encodes 362 amino acids. Lineage: Eukaryota; Apicomplexa; Aconoidasida; Haemosporida; Plasmodiidae. The record is from RefSeq and is a predicted model, not a curated record. The transcript is spliced from 2 exons.
AUGGGAUUUAGUAACACACUAAAUUUAUUUUUAAAAAGAAGAUUUUUAGCCUCCAAUAAUACAAAUGUAAAAAAUGAAUUUGUGUCUUCAUUAAAUAGGAAGGGAAAAAAUUUUCAAAAACGAAAUUUCUCAAAUUUUGCAUUUUCUAAACUUUUUAUUUAUUUUUGUCUUUCCCUAUUUUAUCUCUUGUUACUAAAUAUAUGUAUAUCUAAAAGAAAUAUCAUUUCAGACUUACAAUUAAGUAACGGAUAUUCCAGGAAACUAACUGAAUGUAUUUGUAAAAAAAAGAAAAAGAAAAGUGUACAACUUAGAUCAAGUUGUAGCAAUUCUGUGUGUUUAGAAGAAAAUGGCCAAGGCGAAAAAAGUGAUGAUGAAGUAAAUGGCCAAAGUAAAGAAGGAGAAGAAGAAGAGGAAGAGGAAGUAAAUAGCCAAAGUAAAGAAGAAGAGGAAGAGGAGGAAGAAGAAGUAAAUAGUCAAAGUAAAAAAGAAGAGGAAGAGGAAGUAAAUAGCCAAAGUAAAAAAGAAGAGGAAAAGGAAGUAAAUAGCCAAAGUAAAGAAGAGGAAGAUGAAGUAAAUGGCCAAAGUAAAGAAGGGGAAGAUGACAUAGACACUGAAUCGGGUAAAGUAAACUCACAAAAAAAAAACAAUAAGGAAAAAAAUUCAGAGCUAUUUGAACAGUUAAGUGAAGAAGAAAUAGAUGAAAUGCUUGAUGGAUUAGAUGAUAUUCCAAAUAUACAAGAUGUAUACAUAUUAUGGUGGCAACACCGAGGUAGCCAAAGAAAUUAUUUUCUUGAUUUAAUGUCAGAGUUAUCGGAUUUAUAUAAUUCCCUUGUAGAUAUGUAUAAUUAUAAUAAAAAAAAUUUAGAGAAGGAAUGGAAAAAAUGGUAUUUAGGAUUAUUAAAGGAUUUAACAGAUAAGGAAACUGAAGAUAAUAAAACAUUUUAUUCUUUAACUAAUCAAGGAGGAUUGACACGUGAAGGACUUGGAAGUUUUAUAAAUGAAAAUAAAGAAGAAUGGAAGGAUCAUAAAGAAAAUACGAGAAAUAAGUGGAAAGACAUUAUUACUACGGAUUUUAUGAAGAAGAAAUAA